AAGACCAGCUGUGCAGACUCUCUAAUGCCUUACUUCCUGGAGGAGCCAGAGUCUCUUUCACUUUCAAACAACAGGUUUCCUAGCUGAGCAGCCUCAUCGAGGGAAACACACAUUAGUGGCCCCUUAGAAGAGCUGGGUUUCUCCAGGAGUGAAUGACAGCGGUCACAGGAUCCACUGCAGCAGAUCAAGUCAAAACUCUUUUCCUGCUACAUGAAGUCAUCCUAAAUUCUGCCCCCUUAAACUGGUCUGGAAUGAAGGGUUAAACUUUAAAGAAGAAGCCUUAGACAAGCUGUGAAACCCCUGUCUCGGCCUAAUGAUAAGCCUCCCUGCCUGACGGGAAAGAUAACACAGUAAGAACGUUUGCUGGCAUCAUUCAGGAAACUGUGGAGAACAUACCCACUGAGCCGAAAUGUCCGGCAGAGACAAGAAUCCACAGGUCUCCUCAUUGGAGCAACAACAGAAGGGAGACGUGAAGCAGGACCAGUUGGAGCUGGGCCGCCUCAUGGAACGUGAGAGAUCUCCCCAAACAGGAGUAUUUGUGCCACAGUCAGCACGUAUCACACUGAGACAUCAGCAUAAGGACCAUCAGAUGAGAAUCCAUCCUCAGGGACCCUUUUCUCUGUCAGAGGACUUAAUGCUAAGACAUUCUUCCUCGGUUGUUAGCCCCACAAGCUUUGCUAACUUUGGGUCCCCUAACCUGCCUCACUUCCUGGAAUCACAGAGAUUAAGCCAUGAAUCUUGGAGACACGAUGAAAUGUCAAAAAGGAAACUUGUAAAUCCUGAUGAAUCUGGAUUCAGAUGCAAACGAAUCAUUUCAGAAAUACAUCAGAGCAGAAGAAGAGAAACCCUUUUCCCCAUGCAGAUCUGGAAAACAAAUGAUUUGCUGCAAAAUUUCGCACAGCUGCUACUUCUACAAAAACCUUGCCCAAGAGGCCGGGAGACCUUGCUCUGCAAAAGCUGGCGUAAAUAUAAAGGAGAGGAGAGAGGACAUCUGAUUGAGAUCCAAGACUUAUUUUGCCCAAGCCAAGAUAUCCAGAAAGAGCCUCAACUUGUUGUAUUAGAGGGGGUUGCUGGGAUUGGAAAGUCAAUGCUGGCUAGGCAGGUGAGGAAAGCAUGGGGGGAAGGCCAGCUCUACAGGGAUCGCUUCCAGCAUGUCUUCUACUUCAGCUGCAGAGAGCUGGCCCAGUGCAAGCAGCUGAGUCUGGGUGAGCUUAUAGCAAAAGACCAGACUCUGUCUGCAGCUCCCAUGAGGGAGAUCUUGUCUCACCCUGAGAAGCUGCUCUUCAUCCUAGAUGGCAUAGAUGAGCCAGCAUGGGUCUUGGAAGAUAAAAAUCCAAAUUUCUGCCUGCACUGGAGCCAGCCACAACCUGUGCACACACUGCUGGGCAGUUUGCUUGGGAAAUCUGUCCUGCCUCAGGCUUCCUUGCUGCUCACAGCUCGAACCACAGUUCUGAAGAAGCUCAUUCCUUCCUUGGGGCAGCCACGUUGGGUGGAGGUCCUGGGCUUCUCUAAGUCUGAACGGAAGAAAUACAUCUACAAAUACUUCACAGAGGAAAGCGAAGCAAUGGCAGCUUUUAACUUGGUUAAAUCAAACCCAGUGCUCUCAACACUGUGUGUGGUGCCCUGGGUGUCCUGGCUGGUCUGCACCUGCCUGAAGCAGCAGAUGGAUCAAGGACAAGACCUCUCACUGACCUCACGGACCACCACAGCCCUCUGCCUGAAAUACCUUUCCCAGACUCUCUCAGGACAUGCCCUGGGGUACCAGCUCAGAGCACUCUGCUCACUGGCUGCUGAGGGAAUCUGCCAAAAAAAGACCCUGUUCAGUGAGAGAGAUUUUCAGAUCCAAGAAUUGGCAGAUGGUGUCAUUGCCACUUUCCUGAAGACUGGUAUCCUUCAAAAGCAUCCUGAAUCUCUGAGUUACAGCUUUGCCCACGUGUAUCUCCAGGAGUUCUUUGCAGCAAUAUCCUAUGUAUUGGAGAAUAAUGUGCUAAGACUUGGUUAUAUGAAUGUCUACAGAAUUGUGGAAGCACUAAAGGAAGUCUAUGGAAGACAUGACCUGUUUGAAGCACCCACUGUGCGCUUCCUAUUUGGUCUUUCAAGUAAAAGAGGAAUAAGAAAAAUGCAGAAGAUCUUUGCCUGCAGUUUGCUUCAGGAGACAGGGUUGUACCUACAACGGCACAUCCUAAAGGAAACCCAACACCAUCAACCCUAUACUCUGGGUUUCCUCCAUUGUCUGUAUGAGACUCAGGAUGGGGACCUCCUGACAGAUGUAACACACAUUUUUCAGGGAACAACAGUGCAUGCCUCAGUGGAUACAAUAUACCCAGUGUUCCAGACAAACAUUAACCACCUGGUGGUUCAUACAGAUGUGGAACUCAUGGUGGUCACUUUCUGCAUUAAGUUCUGCCACCAUGUGAAAAGGCUUCAGCUGAACGCUUGUGGACAACAGGAACAAACACCGGUGGCCCCCAGUAUGGUUCUGUCCAGGUGGACUCCGAUCACUGAUGCCACUUGGCAGAUAUUCUUCUCCACUCUUGAGUUCACAGGAAGUCUGAAGGAGCUGGACCUAAGUGGAAAUGAACUGAGCUACUAUGCAGUGCGGAGUCUCUGUAGUACCCUGAGAUGUCCUGGAUGUCAACUAAGGACAUUGUGGCUUGUCAACUGUGGCCUCACAUUCAGGCACUGUGCGGACCUGGCCCCAGUGCUCAGUGCCAGCUCCAGCCUGACUGAGCUAGACCUGCAGCUGAAUGACCUGGGAGACCUUGGUGUGAGACUGCUGUGUCAGUGGUUCAGGAGUCCUGCCUGCAACCUCAGAAUCCUGCGGCUGGACCAGGCCCCUCUCAGUGACCCAGUGAUUAUGGAGCUCAGGGUCUUAGAGGCAGAGAAUCCGCAGCUGCUCAUCUACAGCACAUGGAAGCCACGUGUGUUGGUCCCUAGUAAGGACCCAGGUGGAGAAGGAGUGGAUGGCAGCCUGACCUCAUUCAAGCAGCAGAGACUACAGUCAGAUCACAAACACAUGGAACCACAAGGUACUGAAGAUGACUUCUGGGGCCCUACAGGACCUGUGACUACAGAGGUGAUUGACAGAGAAAGGAACCUGUACAGAGUUCAGUUCCCUGUGGCUGGUUACUACCACUGUCCCAACAUAGGACUCCACUUUGUGGUGACAAGGGCAGUGACCAUUGAGAUCGGAUUCUGUGACUGGAGCCAACACCUGGACAAGACUCCCUUGCAGUGCAGUCACAUGGUGGCUGGGCCUCUGUUUGACAUCAAGGCUGAGCAGGGAGCUGUGGCUGCUGUGUACCUCCCUCACUUUGUGAAUCUCCAAGAGGGACAGGUGGACACCUCCUGGUUCCAUGUGGUUCACUUUCAAGAUUAUGGGGUGGUCCUAGAAGUGCCAGCCAGAGUGGAGCAGUGCUACACAGUCUUGGAAAGCCCAACUUUCUCCCCAGUGGGAGUUCUACUGAAAAGUAUGCUUGCUGUCAGACAUUUCAUCCCCAUCUCUUCUGUCACGUUGAUCUACUAUUACCUCAAUCUCAAGGAUGUCACCCUUCAUCUCUACCUGAUCCCCGAUGACUGCACCAUUCGGAAGGCCAUUGAUGAAGAAGAAAUGAGGUUUCAGUUUGUUCGAAUACACAAGCCACCCCCAGUAGACUCUCUUUACAUUGGCUCACGGUACAUAGUGUCUGCUUCCAAGAACCUGGAAAUCAUUCCAAAGGAACUGGAGCUGUGCUACCGGAGCCCCAGGGAAUCCCAGCUCUUCUCUGAGAUCUAUGUUGGCCACAUGGAUUCAGGGAUUAAACUGCGUAUCACAGACAAGAAGAAUGGGAAUCUCAAGUGGGAAGCCUUGCUGAAUCCAGGAGACCUCAGGCCUGCACAACCCUCGAUUUCUACAGCCCACAAAGAUGCUCCUGCCUUGUCACACUUUGUGGACCAGCAUCGGGAGCAGCUGGUGGCCCGAGUGACAUCAGUGGACCCUCUCUUGGACAAGCUGCUUGGUCCGGUGCUGAGGGAAGAGCAGUAUGAGAAAGUGCGGGCUAAAGCCACCACCCAAGACAAGAUGCGGAAGCUCUUCAGCUUCAGCCGGUCCUGGAGCAGGGCCGACAAAGAACAGGUCUACGAAGCUCUAAAGAAAACACAUCCUCACCUGAUCAUGGACCUCCUUGAGAGGUCAGGUGGUGUCUCUGUGGGAUCCUGACAUCUUAGUGGCUGAGGGGUGAGCACUCUUCUUUGAGUCCUGGCUCUGCCUGACCUUCCUUUGGCCUCCAGGUUCUCCAUCUAUAAACCAGUGGCCAUCUGAGUUGCCCUUCAAAUGGCAAUGUUCCUAGGACAUCUCUUGGGGACCCAGAUGUUCCCUCUUGGCUAUCCCCAUCCUGUUCAUGUGGGAUGUGCAUCUCAGGAAACUUCCAGUGGAACCAGCAAGUCUAUUCAGCCUUAUCCAGCUGGACUUCAUGGCCUGAGUAGCCAGUUUCAAAACCACCUGACCAACCAUGACACAAGCAGAACUGGGAGCAUGGGGAUGGAGACAAUGAGAUGGUGCUUUCCCUGGAAAGUGAAUUCUUAUGAAUAAGAAAGGAAGGGGGCUUCUUAAAUUUUACCACCCUCAGUUUUUGUUGUCUUUAUUGAUUCUAUUUCUAUUUUCAGGUCUUGAACAACUUAUUCAUUUACUUCCUUUGCUCUUUGUGUUUUUUAAAUGUUUUAAGGGAUUUGUUUAUUUCCUCACACUGUUUGGGUUCUCCUGGAUUUCCUUAGGGAAUUUAUUAAUUUAAUUUCUGAGGACCUCUAUCACCUUCAUAUAAACUUUUAGGAUCUUUUUCAUGUCCUUUAGCUAUGUUGAAAUAGUCAAGACCUGCUGUGGUAGAUAGAGGGGCGCGAAUGGAGGUAUUUUUGCCCGGAUAUUAUUGACUGUAUUUUUAUACGAUCAUCUAGGCAUCUGGAAUUGGAAUGAUUAAAGGUCUAAGUACUGA
Molecule: messenger RNA, 4967 nt
Organism: Myodes glareolus (Bank vole)
Lineage: Eukaryota; Metazoa; Chordata; Mammalia; Rodentia; Cricetidae
Source: RefSeq, a predicted model, not a curated record